AUGAGACUUCUCAAGUCUCAGAAGAGUCCUGAUGUUUGCUGGCCAUUGGAUGAUAAUAAUGUUGCAAAUGAUGCAUCUACAGAAUUUGAUCUUGUAGAUCAUUCUGGCAGUAUGGUUCUAGAUCUUGGCUCUGCUCGAAAUCCUAUUAGUUUCACUUUUACUUAUUUGGUGCCUGUGUGUUUUAGAUGCCAUUUCAUCUGGCAGUAUGGUUCUAGAUAUUUGUUCGUUAGAUGUGACAAUGAACCAGCUCCAUGGAUUGCUGAUAUUCUGAAAGCACUACACGACUUGCUUCCAAAUCAAGCAGAGGGUAGUCAAGCUUAUAUACUGGACGACAUUAUCGACCAUGUUAAAUAUUUGCAGCUUCAAUUAAAGGAACUAAGUGGAAGUAGACUACAAGCUGAAUCAACUGCUAUACCACUGGUUUUCCAUGAGGGUUAUGGGCAUUAUAUUGACCAGCAGAAGCUGAAUGAACCACUUGAAGAGAUGAUGGGGAAACUUCUUGAAGAGAAUCCUGCAUCUGCCAGUCAGCUGCUGGAGAACAAUGGUCUUGUCCUGCUGCCUAUGGAGUUGGUUCAAGACUUGUACCAAUCCAUGCAAAUCUUCGGCAACAGCAAUGCACUUGUCUGAGUUCGACUUGUCCGGCCGGCAUGCACCGUAAAUAUCAGAGACAAUUUGACAACAUUAGUAGCUUACUAGCUCUAGGUAUUAGUAUAUGAUCAUCAUUUGAAUUGAAGCCUAGCUUAUCUGGAAAAACCAAUUAACCAUGGCUUUUAAUUU
Messenger RNA from Arachis ipaensis, 777 nucleotides. Lineage: Eukaryota; Viridiplantae; Streptophyta; Magnoliopsida; Fabales; Fabaceae. The record is from RefSeq and is a predicted model, not a curated record.